Mya arenaria is the source of this 2424-nucleotide messenger RNA. RefSeq names its product baculoviral IAP repeat-containing protein 2-like. The transcript is spliced from 7 exons. Lineage: Eukaryota; Metazoa; Mollusca; Bivalvia; Myida; Myidae. Gene Ontology annotation, biological process: negative regulation of apoptotic process; regulation of cell cycle; positive regulation of protein ubiquitination. Bases 80 to 1369 code for a protein of 429 amino acids. Gene Ontology annotation, molecular function: ubiquitin protein ligase activity; cysteine-type endopeptidase inhibitor activity involved in apoptotic process. The record is from RefSeq and is a predicted model, not a curated record. Gene Ontology annotation, cellular component: nucleus; cytoplasm.
AGGGCAUGAUUUUAUCUUUGCAGGUCAAAAUCAGAGCGGUUAAACAUAACCGAUUCAUUAUAUAAAAACGAACACUUCAAUGGAUAAUGCCUUGUGGGAUAAUCAAAUGGUUUCAUAUCCACCAGAGCAUUUGACAUCAGCACCGUCGUCCUAUUCCAGCAAUAGUAGAAAUACAUCACUAAAGGGUAGAUUUGAUCAAACAACACAGCCCACAAGCCUUGUGCCACAAGGAGGGUUUGCAUACAAGGCGAGCCAGUACCAGUCAUUGCCCGUAACCUCAACUCAGAUCAAGAACUACCAAUAUACGACGUUUUCUGCUCCUCUUUCGGGGCCAAAGCAAACGGGUUUAUUGGUUCCACCUAAGCAUAUAAGAAGGGCUGUGGCCGAUAUUUAUACAGUUGCGGUGCAGCCUACGGAAGACCCUCAGAAUCAGUCUUGGGAAGAACAAGUAGCAAAGAUUAGACAGACCAGUCCAAAGACGCAGAGACGAACUCAAAACCCUUCAUCAACUGCAAGAAACACUGCUUCAGCCAGACAAACACCAAAUUCUUCUUCAAGCGCCGUAGUGAGCUCUACAAAGUUUCCAAAAUAUCCCAAUUACACUACAACGGCUUCGCGACUGGACAGUUUUAAAGCUUGUCAAAACAUUGCUGCUUCUACACGGCUCUUAUCAGAAGCAGGGUUCUUUUUUGCGGGGACGGAGGACUGUACGCGUUGUUUUUAUUGUGGGAUAGGAUUGCGACAUUGGUCAGAGAACGACGAUCCUUGGACUGAACAUGCUCGGUUUUCGCUUGAUUGUAAUCACGUGGUUUCGGAGAAAGGGAGGGAAUUCGUGAACCUGGUUAAACUUGCACUGGAACUGACGAACGAGAAAGAAACAGGAGCAGUGAAAUCAGCUGACAAUUCUAAAUUAUCUACACCUAACGCUAGGCAAGAUUCAUCUGCUGAUGAUAUUAACAAAUUGAUGAAAACAGAAGCAGCUCAAAGUGUAUUGCAAAAUGAUUAUAGUGAAGAUUUGGUUAGAGAGGCGAUUGUGAAAGUCCUGAGAUCCAAAGGAGCAAACGCCAUCACUGGGAUGAAUCUGAUGCAGGAAAUACUGACAAUGGAAGACGAAAAAGACCUUAUUGAUGGGAAAUCUAUGGAUGAUGUUCCUUCUGCCAUGAAACAAAAUAUGGCGGCAGUACUUUCCCACGAAAACCAACACCUGCGGGACAAGGCUCUUUGUUCCUAUUGUAAGCGGCUUGAAGUUUCCCUCGUGUUUCUGCCAUGUGGUCACCUCGUGUCCUGUAACACAUGCGGGAACAGACAGAAGUCAUGCGUCACGUGUGGCUCAAACGUUAAGGGGACAAUUAGGACGUACAAAGCAUGAAAUGUUCAGCAUUAAUAUUCGAUGGAAUGUGUAGGCGAAGCCAAUAGGACUGAUAGUGCGCAUACGUAUUUGUAAGCUUCAACGACUUCAUUUUGUUGACAUAGUGCGCAUAAAAAGAGUUAUUAUAAUAACCCUGUAACAAUCGAAGAACAUUGAGUUUCUGAUGCUCCAUUUAUAGAUCAUGUUUGUGUUAUCAGCAUUGUGUAAUGGUUUAAUUUGUUUAAACUUAUACUUUGAUUUGAGUCUACGGACAGACUUUGCAUUUAAAAUUUGUACCGAAUUCAUGAGCUGUUCUUGUUAAAUAACAUAUGCGGGAACAAGCAGAAGUCAUGUUUAAUGUGUGGUCAGAAUAAUGAGUCAACUGGGACGUACACAACUUGCAAUGUUCAGCAUGUGAUGGUAUAUGGGUGGGAAGCAAAAACGACCAAUAUCAGUGCAUUGACGAAUUUGAAUGAUUGAACGAUUUCUUUAUUCGUCUGCAAGGUGCACAGAAAACAGAGAGAUCGUUUUUCUGACACAAUCUCACAACUUUUGAAGAUACAAUAUAUAUUUUUCCGUUAAAAGAAACAUGCUAUUUCGUGAUAUGAUUUUAAGCAAAAUAAAAUUGAAUUCAUGUGAAGAAUUGUUCAAAGACUAAAUUUGAAAUAAAGAAUUUAUCAUUCCUUUUUGUGAUAUUCUUUGUGCAUAAUGGUCGUUUAAAUUAUGCAUUUUGUUUACUCAUGUGUAAUGUUUCCAUGUUUUACAAAUUGUUUACAAAAAUAAAUUUAUGUCUGUAUCUAUCUAACAUUUUGAUCGACGUCAAAUUCUUGUAUCUUCUAGAAGAGAGUUUGUGUAAAAAUUAUUUUUGUAACAAAACAUUCUAACAAUAAACAUGUAUGUACAUUUUGAAUAAAAAUAAAGAGAAGCAUAUGCUAAUCGCAGUAAACUUUGUCAAAUGGUGAGUAAUAUGUCUGCACGGAAAUGACGUAUGCUAGACGGGCAUUCUCAGGACAGCAACUGAAAUUGCUGCCCUUAGGGAAAAUGGCUGGUUUGGUGGUUUUGCAUAAUGCAAGUAU